Messenger RNA from Prunus persica (peach), 868 nucleotides. Its product is annotated as RNA-binding protein 8A. The record is from RefSeq and is a predicted model, not a curated record. Lineage: Eukaryota; Viridiplantae; Streptophyta; Magnoliopsida; Rosales; Rosaceae. Gene Ontology annotation, biological process: RNA splicing. The coding region runs from base 153 to 659 and encodes 168 amino acids. Gene Ontology annotation, cellular component: cytoplasm; nucleus; exon-exon junction complex. The transcript has 4 exons. Gene Ontology annotation, molecular function: mRNA binding.
ACUCGUUCGCUUGACAAACAGAGACUGGAGGGAACUGGCGGGAACCCGCAAAGUAAAAAAGAAAGCACCGUACUCAGUCCUAAUUAAUUGCACCAAAAAGCAUUUGGUUCUCGGUAGUGACCAGUGAGAGCGAGCGAGAGAGAUCGAAAGCUAUGGAAGGCCACGACGACGACGUUUCAAUGGAGGACGCAGUCGUUGAGCCCAUGCCUAGGAGAACCAAAGGCAGAGGAGGAAGCGGACGUCUCAGAUCACAAUCCAAAACCCUAGACCACCCAAACAAUCCAUUUUUCCUCGAUGCGAAUGAGCCCCCUUCUCAAGGCUACGCUCCUCAACGUUCUAUUGAAGGAUGGAUUGUAUUGAUCACUGGGAUACAUGAAGAGGCACAGGAAGAUCAUAUUUUGAAUGCAUUUGGUUACUAUGGGGAAAUCAAGAAUUUGCAUAUGAAUCUUGACCGUCGCACUGGAUUUGCUAAGGGUAAUGCGCUGAUUGAAUAUGAGACAUUUGAGGAAGCUGAUGCAGCAAUAUCAGCAAUGAAUGGCACUAAACUUUUUGGUCGGACCAUCCUUGUUAACUCGGCUUUCAUGACUGGUCCCUUUGGAAGUAAUUCAAGAAGAUCACCACAAUUGAACCGCUCCAGAAGUCCAAGGAUGAAAUACUGAUUUGGGUUCUGCUUCCCUCGGCAACACUAUUAUGCUUGUGCUAGUGAGUAGUGACACAAUUUUAAUAUUGCUUUUAUUACAAGGUGCAUGUCACUGACGUCAGGCAGGGGCAUUCUAACUUUCAAAAGAUGUAUGCAAGAACGGAAUUUGGAGUACAUACAUUUUUUACUAAUUACAUGUGUAAACGUUGAGAUGGUAUAUCCUUAACA